This is a messenger RNA of Fomitopsis serialis, 2496 nucleotides long. RefSeq lists its product as uncharacterized. The transcript has 12 exons. Gene Ontology annotation, cellular component: cytoplasmic vesicle; plasma membrane. Gene Ontology annotation, molecular function: phosphatidylinositol binding; protein binding. The coding region runs from base 212 to 2392 and encodes 726 amino acids. The record is from RefSeq and is a predicted model, not a curated record. NCBI's taxonomy places the organism in Eukaryota, Fungi, Basidiomycota, Agaricomycetes, Polyporales, Fomitopsidaceae. Gene Ontology annotation, biological process: endosomal transport; endocytosis; plasma membrane tubulation.
GGAUUCUCCCGCCCUACCAAGUACUGGCGAGUAGGCCGCCUGUACGUACAGCUUUUGGGAACUUGGCUGUGUGGCUGUGUCUCUCUGCGGGUUUGGAAACUAGCGUCGUUGCGAUAUCUCAUGCCCACUACUUCCGCUGGAACUGUCGACAACAACCUGGUCAUCAAACAUAGUCAGGAGAAGUGUCCCCCUGCAAGCACCUUGCACUACGAUGAUAUCUCAGGAUGCACCAGCCACGAAUCAGCCAACCUUGAUUGUGCCAUCGUUGCAGCCUUUGUCUCGGCCGCACACAAACGUCGAGCUCGAGUUCGACUCUGGUAUCAAUAGCUCUGCCGCAUGGACCGCGUCCGACGCUGCAAAGCAAAGUAGCAGCGCCAGCGCGGAAGACCCGAAUAUACUUUCCGACGACGAGGGAGAUGACGAGCCCGAUCUUGACACUGCUGAAGGCCGUCCGGCACGCGCACUUUACGCGUUCGAGGGAAGGGCGGAGUUCAGGGAGUUGGUGUGCGUGGAGGCCGGCGAUGAGUUGGAGGUCCUGAAGGAAGACGUCGGGGACGGAUGGAGUCUCGUCAAGCUGGCAAAGUGCAGGAACGCGAACGGGCACGAGGGUGAGAUAGGGCUGCUGCCGCAGUCGUACUACACCCUCCCUGGUGUUAUCAUCCCUUCCUUGCACACUCGCACGAAGAGCCGCCGCGAAGCCUCAGGCUCCUCUAUCACACCCAGGGGUUCGCCUACGCGUACGUCCUCUGCAACACCUCUCAUCCCGCAAACCACCGGCGAGUGGUUCCCGAGCUUCCGUCGCAGCCUCCUUGGCGGUCGCUCUCUCAACCGAUUCUCAAGUUUCGUUACCAGCGGUGCAGAGGACUUCGUAUUGCAUGGUAGUGCAGAAGAAGAACCGAUACCGUCAGCGAGUCACAGCAGAGAUGAUGGGAGCAAGCGCGAAAGUAUUCUGGGCGGUAGUGGGGAGACAGAGAAGCACUUCGUGGAGAUGGGGCCGGCUUGGAAGAGCAAGCUACCUCCCUUCCACGUCCUGGUACACUCGCCGAGCAAGAGGAGCUCAGGCAUCACAGGACCGUACACGGUCUACACACUGACGUCCGUUUUUGACUCUCCAGACACGUCCCACUCGCAUCUACGAUACGAUGGAACAAAUUCGGCGACGGAGCCAACGAGUAUCACCGUGCAGCGACGGUUCUCGCACUUUGUUGUGCUGCAUACGGCGUUGACGAGGCGAUUGCCGGGAAUCGCACUUCCACCGCUGCCGGAGAAACAGUACGCUGGACGGUUCAACGAUGAAUUCGUCGAGGCAAGACGAGGGGACCUAGAGCGCUACAUUAACCGUGUUGUGAGGCAUCCGGUGGCUCGGUAUGCAGAGGUGCUCACGUUCUUCUUGAGCUGUGAAAGUGAUGUGGAGUGGAAGAAGCAGCUUCCUCACUAUCUGUCGCUGCCUCCCAAAGGACCGUCGUUCUAUGCGCAGGUCUAUCACCAGCGUUCAAUCACACGAAGGCAGUGGCAAGGGUGUGCAGGGCUGCGAAACAUAUUCGGCAGGGUUCGAGAGGCUCGGGUCGAUGUCCAGUGCCGAACGCCUGCUUUCUACUCCCUUUUGUCAUUGAUCACAGCCAAGCCGCUCGCGUCUUCGUCCGCUAACCCUGCGUCGCCUCAUACCAAUGGCGACAAUGGCGAUGAAGACGAGGGCGGGGCAGGGAAACCGAAAGGACAUGUCAACACGGAUGGCGCGUGGUGCUGGCGGGAGAACUGUGAAGCGGUGCAGAGGACGGCAGAGACCAUGAUGAAUGUGGCUGACUUAUUCGAUGAUCAUGCAAGACAGGAACAGCUUGCAACUCACGAAGCACUCAAGAGCGUGGCUCAUCCUGCCACUGUGUAUGCACCAGUCAUUGACACCCAUCGGUCGACCCUGUCGCGAUACCAAGAGUCGAUACGUGAUGGGCAGGAAGACGAAGAGAUGGCAGCCCGCUGCGAGACAGUGUUGAACACGACGAUGGCAGAGAUGGACACAUACCACACGCAGAAGGUCGAGGACUUCCAGACGCUCGCGAAGGAGCACCUCGACGGCGAGAUCGCGCUGUACGACAGGCGCUCUCACACGUCAGCAGAUCUAACUCGUCUGCGUAACGCGCGGGCAACGUUCGAUGAUCCCACCUAUGCCUCCCUCAGCCGCGGGCCGAACCCGCCGUCCAUGUACGAGCGCGAGCUCGAGAAUCCCCGCCUGAACCCUCCGCCGCUGACGCAGCCGUGCCCGCACGUAUUCGAUUCGGCGCCAAUCCGACCGGUGAGUGUGGCCAUCCAGGAAGGCAUGGGUAUGCUUUUGGGAGGUGGUGGCGCUCCUGGGAGGAGCAGUGUAUUUGGAAGAUUAUGGUCACCUUCCAGUUGAGACACGAUGCACGAUAUACUUACCUGUGAGCACUGGGUGCUAGCAGCUCUGCAGCGUCAGCCAUUACGAUACCCGCAAUCUUUCAUCCACGUGCACCAUUUUAU